Messenger RNA from Lottia gigantea (owl limpet), 3993 nucleotides. RefSeq lists its product as hypothetical. Lineage: Eukaryota; Metazoa; Mollusca; Gastropoda; Lottiidae. Gene Ontology annotation, biological process: transmembrane transport. Gene Ontology annotation, molecular function: ABC-type transporter activity; ATP binding; ATP hydrolysis activity. The transcript has 27 exons. The record is from RefSeq and is a predicted model, not a curated record. Gene Ontology annotation, cellular component: membrane. The annotation marks the transcript as partial.
AAAGAUGAGUUUCCACUGGCAUAUUCUGGUUGUUUCUCCUGUAUGUUUUAUUCCUGGAUGUCCGGGUUAAUGUACCAUAUAUGGAAGAAAGGAGUGGUAGUCCUAGAUGGGUUACAUCUCUCACCUAUUGAUGCUACUGAAUACAAUGAACUCAGGUUUGAAAGAUUAUGGAAUGAGGAAGUAAAAGAGAGAGGAAAAGAAGAGGCAUCAUUAUGGAGAGUUGUAUGGAGGGCUAUCAGAACUAGACUACUAAUUACCUUUUUAUUUAUUAUUAUUAUGGUGGCCUUUAGUUUAUUAACGCCGGCGCUAGUAAUCAGGAAUUUUUUAGACUACCUAACUGUAGGGGAUGUCAAGUUUUCUACUGGAUAUAUUUAUAUAGUUGGAUUAAUAUUGUUUGAAGCUGGUAGAUCAGUUAGUGGGGCAUUAACUUGGAUUAUAACUUACAUGUCAGGUAUUAGAGUGAGAAAUGGUUUCAUGGGUUUAUUGUUUAAAAAGAUUCUUCAUUUAAAAGGAUUAAAAGACAAAACAGUUGGAGAGCUAGUCAAUAUAGUGGGUAAUGAUGGACAGAGAGUAUAUGAAGCCAAUGCUGUUGGUCCAUUCAUCCUGGUGGCACCAAUAACACUAAUAGCAGGCAGCAUUUAUGGUGUUUUUCUACUGGGACCGUGGGCGUUAAUAGGUUGUGUUAUUUUCUUUGCAUUCUACCCUAUCACUGGUCUCAUAUCAAGAUUAACCACCUAUUUUAGAAGGAAAGGAAUUGUUAUUACUGAUAAACGGGUUCGAAUGAUGAGUGAGUUAUUGACAUAUGUUAAGUUAAUUAAAAUGUAUGCUUGGGAGAAACCCUUCGCUAACAGAAUUGCAGAAAUUCGUUCUGAUGAGAGAGAUAUUUUAGAGAAAAGUGCCUAUGUACAGGGUAUUAGUACAGGCUUAGCCUAUUUAGUACCUAUGUUUGCGUCUGUGGUAACGUUUGUAACUAUGGUGGCUUCUGAUGUAGAUUUAACUGUAACUGAGGCCUUCACCUAUAUUAGUUUAUUGAAUUCUAUGAGGUUUUCACUGGGUGUUAUGCCAUAUUCUGUUAAAUCAUUAUCAGAACUAGCAGUAUCUUUAAAACGAUUUAAGAGUCUGUUAAUAAUGGAGGAUAUGGAAGAGUUGAAAUGGGAAGUAACUCACGAAGAUUCAGCUGUAGAAUUCCACAAUGCUAACUUAGCCUGGCCUAAAGUUCAAGAUGAAACUGCUGCUCUCUUACAAGAGUAUGGAAAACAUGUAAUUUAUGUUACAAUCUUUAUUAUUUUAGCAAUGGAAGAUAAUGGUAGUUGUAUUAAGAUUAACUUCGCAGAUGAGGAAAGUUCGGAAGUUCAAGGGUUAACUUCAUCUAAUCCUGAAAAAGAUACAGUAACUUUAAAAGACAUAUCAUAUACCUUAAAAAAGGGUAAAAUGGUUGGUAUUUGUGGUAGUGUUGGUUGUGGUAAAUCAUCUUUUAUAUCAGCUAUUCUUAACAGGGUAAGUUGUGGUAAAUCAUCUUUUAUAUCAGCUAUUCUUAACAGGGUAAAUUUUGAUACUUUUAUAUUGGGAGAUUUAACUGAGGUGAGUUGGCACAAAAACCAAAAACUGACUAACAGACACAAUAGUUCUGUUGGUACCAAUUCAGUAAAUUCAAUCCUUAAAGUGAUUAUAAGUGAUUUUAAACUUAUCGGAGAGCGUGGAAUGAAUCUAAGUGGUGGACAGAAACAAAGACUGAGUUUAGCCAGGGCAGUGUACAGUGAUAAUGAUAUAGUUUUAUUAGAUGACCCUCUAUCAGCAGUAGAUAUCCAUGUCGGGCAGCAUAUCUUUACCAAGUGUAUUAAAACAUUACUAAGUAAUAAAACUGUAGUCUUUGUCACCCAUCAGUUACAGUAUUUACCAGAUUGUGAUGAAGUGAUAUAUUUACGAGAUGGUAUGAUAGCAGAACAGGGGACUCACUCUCAACUCAUGCUGGAUAUGAAUGAAUAUUACAGCCUAGUGAAUCUUUUCAACACUGAACAGACAGAGGAGCCGGACUUGGAAAAUAUAGAUCUGGAUUUAGACUUUGAAUCCAAUGGUGAUGCUGUACGACGUAAAAAAUCUUGUAGCAUCCAAAGAAGUGAAUCUUGCAAUUCCAUUGAUGGUAAGCUGGUGAUGACAGAGGAAGCUGAUGUGGGUACAGUCAAUCCGAGGGUCUAUCAUCAAUAUUUUAAAGCUAUUGGUGGAUAUUGUUUGUGUUUGUUUGUGUUUGUAACGUUUUUUAGCUCUGUUUUAGCUCAAACUUUAACUAAUUGGUACUUAUCUUAUUGGUUAAACCAAGGCUCGGGGAAUGUGAGUAUAGUGGUUGAUAAUCAAACAGUAAUCAGUGAAAGUAUAGCAGACAAUCCUAACAAAGAUAUUUAUAUGAGUGUAUAUAGCAGUUUUAUAGUUAUAAUGGCAUUAUUACUUAUAUUCAGAACAUUUCUCUUUAUGAAGGUAACCUUAAAAGCCUCAAGUCAACUUCAUGAUGAAGUGUUUUUAAAGAUCUUAUCUUGCCCAAUAUCAUUUUUUGAUACAACUCCUGUUGGUCGAAUAGUCAACAGAUUCUCUGCAGAUAUGGAUGAAAUUGAUAUUCGUCUACCUAUGAGUGCGGAAGUUUUUAUGAACAAUGUACUCACCAUUUUAUUUUCAUUAGGCAUGAUAGCCUACGUGACUCCAUGGUUUUUAAUCGCUCUUAUCCCAUUGUGCGUGUUUUUUGUGUUUUUGUAUUUAUUGUUUGUGAAAUGUGUUCGCGAGUUGAAAAGAGAAGACUCCAUAUCACGGUCGCCAUUGUUAAGCCAUCUCACAGCUGCCAUUCAAGGUAUUACUACCAUCAAGGCCUACAACAAAAGUAACGAAUUUAAAGAAAAAUUUCGGAUGUUGUUAGAUAAAAACAGUGUACCCUAUUUAAUAUUUUAUUUAUCCAAUCGCUGGUUAGCUUUACGCUUAGAUCUUAUAACAUUGUCCAUCAAUGCCUUAACUGGUUUCCUCAUUAUAUUAACCUUUGACCAGAUGACUCCUGCUUUAGCUGGUCUUGCUUUGUCUUUUGCCGUCCAGAUGACAGGAUUGUUUCAGUUUACUAUAAGAUUAGCUGUAGAUACAGAAUCUCGAUUCACUUCUGUUCAGCGAGUUCUAGAUUAUUCUCAGAACCAACCCCAAGAAAUAACUACAGUUCUAGCAGAUAAACAGCCCUCUAGUGAUUGGCCAAGACUGGGAGAAAUCUCCUUUAAACGCUUACGGAUGAGAUACAGACCUGGUCUACCUCUAGCUCUGAAGGGAAUCACUUUCGAUGUCCAUUGUAAAGAAAAAAUAGGCAUAGUAGGAAGGAGUGGUUCAGGAAAGUCGUCUUUAGGCGUGGCAUUAUUCCGUCUGGUCGAUGCAGCAUCAGGGUCUAUCUUUAUUGAUAAUUAUGAUAUUAGUAAAGUCAAUUUAGAGACUUUACGAUCAAGACUAUCUAUCAUUCCACAAGAUCCAGUUUUAUUUGUGGGGACUAUUAGAUACAACUUGGAUCCUUUUGGUAACCAUAGCGACCAAGAAUUAUGGGAAGUUUUAGAAAAAUGUCAUGUAAAAGAAUCUAUUAUGAACUUAGAUUCACAACUAGAUGCUAUGGUGGUUGAAAAUGGUGAAAAUUUUUCCGUUGGUGAAAGACAACUAAUGUGUAUGGCCAGAGCAUUACUUAGACACAGUAAAAUCUUGAUACUAGAUGAAGCCACUGCCGCAAUAGAUACAGAGAAAGAUGCCUUAAUUCAAUCAACUAUCAAAGAUGCCUUCGCUGAUUGCACAAUGCUAACUAUAGCCCAUAGAUUAAACACAGUGUUAUCAUGUGAUAGAAUUUUAGUUAUAGAAGAUGGAAAGGUUGUGGAAUAUGAUAAACCUUCCGUAUUGAUGGCAGACCCCAAAUCAAAAUUCAAAAAAAUGUUAGAGGCUACAGAAAAACAAUCAGAGGCCACAGAAAAACAGCCAGCUACAGAAACGUGA